AUGUCUGCUCGUUGCUUACAAACCACAAUUCGUAAUGUACAAACAUUAUGGACAAUAACCAGUCGUCGACAAUUUCAAACAUCAGUUUUACGUUUAUCGGCACAUGCGUUCCAUAUUAUAGAUGAUGGAGAUUUUCAAAAACAAGUUCUUGAUAGUAAAAAACCAUUCAUUGUAGAUUUUCAUGCAACUUGGUGUGGACCAUGUAAAGUUUUAGAGCCACGCCUCGAAAAAGUUCUUACAAAUCAUAAUAAAAAAGUAGAAGCUGCAUCUGGUGAUCAACAAAUCAAAUUGGCUAAGGUUGACAUUGAUAACUUGGGUGAAUUAAGCAGUAAAUAUAAUGUACAAGCAGUGCCAACAGUGGUGGCUAUUAAGAAUGGCAAAGAAAUCAGUCGAUUUACAGGAGUUGCCGAUGAAAAUCGAAUUCAAAAGAUGAUUGAACAACUCAAUCGAUAA
Molecule: messenger RNA, 453 nt
Organism: Rotaria socialis
Lineage: Eukaryota; Metazoa; Rotifera; Eurotatoria; Philodinida; Philodinidae
Source: the annotation of a GenBank genome assembly